Molecule: messenger RNA, 1656 nt
Organism: Lachancea meyersii CBS 8951
Lineage: Eukaryota; Fungi; Ascomycota; Saccharomycetes; Saccharomycetales; Saccharomycetaceae
Source: the annotation of a GenBank genome assembly
AUGAAACUGACAACACGACCAGUAGUCGGCCGACUUAGUGUAUUUUGUCCAUUGGGACAGAAGUGCGUGGUCGGAGGCCACAACUAUAGUCUUCUUUCUCACAGCAGGUCGAUCUUGUCUAAAAAGCCAAUCCGGGACAUCCAUCCGAAAAAACCAGCUAGAACGAGAUUCGCACCUUCUCCCACUGGCAAAUUGCAUUUGGGCUCUCUGAGAACUGCUUUGUACAACUUUCUGCUUGCAAAAAGCACGGGCGGGACGUUUUUACUACGAUUGGAGGACACUGAUCAGAGAAGACUGGUUCCAGGUGCAGAACAGAACAUUUACGAUUCGCUCAAGUGGUGUGGAAUCACAUACGAUGAAGGUCCCCGUGUAAAUGAGGAAAAAUACGGCCCAUUCCGUCAAAGUGACCGAACCGAGAUAUAUCGUAAAUACAGCGAAAAGCUCUUGGCCUCGGGACAUGCAUACCGGUGCUUUUGCUCGAAGGAACGACUAGACGGGCUGCGGGAAAGUGCACAGAAACUGCGACCUCCAGCAACUUCCAGCUACGACAGACAUUGCGCCCAUCUCUCAGAGACUGAGAUUCAGGAAAAGCUCGAGCAGAAAACUCCCUUUACCAUACGUUUGAAGUCUCCCGAGCAAUACGAGCCCUUCACAGAUCUUCUGCAUGGUGCCAUCAAUGUUCAGCCGCAGACCAAUGCCAUUGACAGGCGUUACGACGACCCGAUUCUCGUCAAGUCCGACGCGCUGCCCACUUACCAUUUCGCGAACGUAGUUGACGACCAUUUGAUGGAGAUCACACAUGUGGUGCGAGGCGAGGAAUGGUUGCCUUCGACUCCCAAACACAUCGCUCUUUAUCGGGCCUUUGGGUGGACACCUCCCGAGUUUAUUCAUAUACCAUUGCUAACGUCGCUCAGCGACAAAAAACUUAGCAAAAGACGGGGCGACGCAGACGUCAUAGCUCUCAAAGACCGCGGGGUGCUUCCAGAGGCCCUCGUAAACUUUAGUGUGCUGUUUGGAUGGUCCCCACCGCGCGAGGAUGCCGCCAAGAAUCACGAGUGCUUCCGUCUGGCAGAACUGAUCAAGCUUUUUGACCUGAAUAACCUGACGAAAGGAAACGCCAAAGUUGAUGACAAGAAGCUCUGGUUUUUCAACAAGCACUAUCUAUCGGAGCGGUUGCAGGACCCGGAGCAGCUAGACCAAAUUGUUGCCGAACUUUGCCAGAAUUUUAAAAAAUUCUAUCCCAACGUUAGUCAAUCUGAGAUCAGGCGGGCACUACAGCUUGUGGGGAACUCUCUGACUACUUUGGAGGAUCUACAGCGUGACUUUUACUACCUGUUCUCGAAGCCCACUUUCAAAAGCAACGAACAUGUUAGGCAGUUUAUCCAAAAGCAGGAUCUGCGUCAAGUGCAAACCAUUCUCCGUCAAUUGGAAAACAACAUCACAGAUAAUAGCGACAUCGCCUCAAUAAUAGAACAGAUUGCACGCGAUGUAAGUGUCCGGAAAGGCGUGGUUUUCGAGGUUAUUCGGUUUGCAUUGGCAGCUUCAAUCCCAGGCGUCAAGAUACCGUUUUUGAUCGAAUUUUUGGGCAUUCAAGAAACCAAACUCAGAAUUGAAGAGGCCAUUAAAGAGCUUGGUCUGACCAAUGAUACUAGUUGA